CGUUUUUACGUUGUCGUUUUUUCAUUCCUUCGUUGUACAAUUUUGUAGAUGCGAUUCAACCCAUUUUUUAUUGUGGACUUCUUUUCAAAACCAGCGUUCGCACAAAGGUUGUUAGCAGGGCUGUUGGUCUCCUCGAGAGUCAAAGAAAAGUGAUAAAGUUGAUGUCAAAAUCAUGUCCACUACAUUUGCUGCUCUGUGGAAGAUAUUGUUCGUUUCACACGUCUUUGCGCAAGAAACGUGCAGAAUCUUGGAGUUUGUUCAACCCGAGGAAGACAAUUACCUCGAAAAUCACGUCAUUAAGUCCUUGAUGGUUGAUAACAAAGAUCAGUGUGAAUUGAGGUGUUACGCAGAGAACUUCUGUUCAUCCUUCAAUCUUGGAAUUUCAGAGACCAGGGGCAAAUUAAAAUGUGAACUCAGUGACUCUGAUCACUUUCAACAUCCUGAACAUCUCAUUUGUAAGAAAGGCUUCUCAUAUCAUCCAACCAUGAAGUUAUGUGGCACUUCUCCUUGUCCCCCGGCUGCUUCUUGUGUACCAACUAUUGUUGGAAAACUCCGUUGCGUUUGUCCUGCUAACUGGACUAGAACUGAAAGCUGCGAAAGAGAUACGGACGAAUGUUCCUCUGGAUCGCAUGACUGCUCAGCGGACGCGUACUGCAACAACACUGUGGGCUCAUUUACCUGCACUUGUAAAGCUGGAUUUUCAGGAGACGGCAAAAAAUGCAAAAAUAUCAUUGAAUGUAACACCGGAAGUGCCAAAUGUCACGUGAACGCCACGUGCAGCGUCACUAUUGAUGGCUACAUUUGUAAAUGCAAAGACAAUAUGAUCGCAGAUGGACUCUUAUGCGUGGGAUUCAAAGGAGAUCGUUUUCAUUGGGCACUCAAUGGAUCUGAUUCAAAUAUAAGUUUGUACAAUGGUGCUUCCUAUCAAAAUACUGAUGGCAGGAAAGUACUCUACUUGAAUGGAUCCCGGCGUUCCUACGCAGAAACCCCAGCACUCCCGAUCCGAGCUAUCAGCUUUAGUAUCAUGUGUUGGAUAAAUGUUUUGAGCCUUCCAAGUGAUUGUUCAGUUCAUAUCUAUUCUGACUGGUCAAAACCACAUCAGUUCAGAAUCUUUAUCAAUAAAAAUCAUCGAGUUUGUGCUAAUCUGCGAAAUGGUCAUCGGUUUGACUUCUGUAGCUGGAAGAUCAUCCCCAGUAAAUGGAUGCACGUGGCGUUCACAUGGAGCCGAGAUAGAAAAGAGGGAAUUCUGUACAUGGAUGGAAUUAUAAAAGGUAGCAAGAGUGUUUCUAAUGGUUCUUUAGACCUGAUCAAAAAUGAUCAUACAGUUUUCGACAUUGGGUUGAAACGAGACAGCAUAAAGAAACCGACUUUUGAUGGGUACAUGAGAGAUCUUCUAGUAGUUGAUAAAGCACUAUCAGGAGAUGAAGUGAAAUACAUGAAAGACAUACUUUAAGGAAGAGCACGCGGCGUGGCGACCUUUGAGGAGGGUUACAAAGGAGACUGGGGCAGAGCAGUACAAUCGAACGUUCUGAUUGGUGGGAUGUUUGGGCAGAUCGUUCGAAAUGAAAUCGUUAAAAGCUUUCAUGUUUUCUCGUUACGAAAAUAGAAGGUGCAUAUGGGCAUGAACAUUAUCAAUUUCAAUGAAAAUCAUUCCACGGGUACCAUUG
Messenger RNA from Pocillopora verrucosa, 1667 nucleotides. The record is from RefSeq and is a predicted model, not a curated record. Lineage: Eukaryota; Metazoa; Cnidaria; Anthozoa; Scleractinia; Pocilloporidae.